Molecule: messenger RNA, 429 nt
Organism: Parascedosporium putredinis
Lineage: Eukaryota; Fungi; Ascomycota; Sordariomycetes; Microascales; Microascaceae
Source: the annotation of a GenBank genome assembly
AUGAAGGUCGGACUGCUCUGGUUCUCGCAGAGUACCGCUUGGUACUGCGUGUUUAUUUCUGUUUUUGCCGUCAUCAUCCUCGGUGUCAUCGCAUCUCUGUUCCAUUCUGGCCAUGAGUCCAUGGUAGGCCGUAUCGACGACCCGCCUACCGAUGCGAUACCUGCUGUUGUCUCAACAAUCUCUGCCGCGAUCUUCGUUUACGCUUUGCAAAUUGACGGCAUUGCACUUAGGCUUAGGCACGGCCUUGUGCGGGUGAACCCAAGAGAGCAGAUGGCCUACAUCUUGGCAACGAAGGCCACCCAGUUCACGGGCAAUAAUGGAAAUCUGAUCUCUUUUCAAAUCGGCACUGAACAGUGGUAUAAUCAACGUGAUGUCCCGAGGUACGAGACAGCUCUUUCCACCCUCAAAAGGACGACACUCUACGUUUGA